Molecule: messenger RNA, 1659 nt
Organism: Nelumbo nucifera (sacred lotus)
Lineage: Eukaryota; Viridiplantae; Streptophyta; Magnoliopsida; Proteales; Nelumbonaceae
Product: DNAse I-like superfamily protein
Molecular function (GO): 3'-5'-RNA exonuclease activity
Source: RefSeq, a predicted model, not a curated record
CUGAGUUUUAUUCAGAAUUCGGGCUGGAAACCUUCUGCCCAAAUCCCAAUCAUUAGGUUUAGACGUGAGUUGAGCUUUAUUCCGGCCCAUCCCGCCUGACUUGCAGCCCUAAUCAGUUCGGCUUCCCGCUCCAGACUCCUUUGAGUGAGUGAGGUGAGAGUGACUCAAAAGUCAAAAUAAACGGUAACACUUUCUAAUAGUUAAAACAGAAAACGGAAAUAGCGAAGCACUUAGCGACUGCCGAGUUGGGUCCUCAGCUUCAAAAACUCGGGAGCAGCCGAACCAAUGCUCAAGGCAUUCACGUUUCUCCCCCGCAACACCAUCUCCCCAUUCCGAAGGAUUUGUAUGAGCAAAAUGGGCACAUCAAAAAUACCAUUAUCUCCAAAAUUCAUUUCUGUGGAGGAUGAUAAAACCAAUUGUGGAAGUAACUAUGAUGGCUGCAGAUUCCGUAUUGUCUCGUAUAAUAUUUUGGCUCAGGUGUAUGUGAAGAGUUCUUACUUUCCGCACUCUCCAUCACCUUGUCUCAAGUGGAAAACUCGUUCUCAAGCAAUUUUAACAGUUCUUAAAAGCCUUGAGGCUGACUUCUUCUGUAUACAGGAGUUAGACGAGUAUGAUGCCUUCUACAAGGGGAAUGUGGAGAACCAUGGGUAUUCAAGUAUUUACAUUCAGAGAAGUGGACAGAAGCGUGAUGGAUGUGGGAUCUUCUACAGGCACAGCAUUGCAGAAUUGGUCUUAGAGGAGAAAAUAGAAUACAAUGAUCUUGUAGAUACUGUUGAAGAUGGAACUAUUUCAUCUAUUAGCUUGCAAACUAAUGCACUGACCCUUGAGGAUAAAGAGGCUAAUUCAACUGAUGAUUCACUGCCAAAGAAUGGUCCAAAUGACCGUGGAGAUCCUAAUGAUCCUCGUGUAAGAUUGAAACGUGAUUGUGUGGGAAUAAUGGCAGCAUUUAAGCUUAGGGAUCCUUCUAAUCAUCUUGUUAUUUUGGCCAAUACACAUCUUUAUUGGGAUCCAGAAUGGGCUGAUGUCAAGCUUGCACAGGCAAAGUACCUUUUAAAGCGCUUGGCUCAGUUUAAGGAAAUUGUUUCAAUCAAAUAUAACUGCAGACUGUCUGUUAUUUUGGCUGGUGACUUCAAUUCUAUACCUGGAGAUAAGGUAUACCAAUAUCUCAUCUCUGGGAACAAUUCGGCCAUGCGACCUCUGGAUAAUUUGGAAGAGCUUCCAAUUCCCCUUUGUAGUGUUUAUGCAUAUGCUGGAGGAGAACCACCAUUCACGAAUUGCACACCUGAUUUUACGAAUACUCUUGAUUACAUAUUCUUUUCCCCUUCAGGGUGUCUGAAGCCAGUCAGUUUACUUCAACUUCCGGGAUUGGACUCUGCUGAUGUAGUUGGUGGAUUGCCCAACUACCAGCAUCCAAGUGAUCAUUUGCCCAUUGGUGCUGAUUUUGAAGUUAUCAAGACUUGAAGUUCCAAUUGGUAACUCGCUUUACAUGAUAAUUAAUCUUAUUCAAUAUUUAGAUAGGAAGUAGAAAAUAAAGAAUUUGGGAAGCUGGGUUUGAUUGUAUUCAUCCCGUCAGUUUGGAAUCUCUAAGUUGUUUGCACUUUUGGGUAAAUAGGAAGAACUAAGUUAUUCUUUAUCCUUCGUUAUUUGUUAUUACUAACA